AUGAUAGACGAAGAGAAGCAGAAGGCGGUUGAGAAGGAAAGUCGGAAUGAAGAUUGCGAAGAUGCAGAAGAUGAUGACGUGGUAGAUCUCAUCAAUAAAGACGAUUGCUGUAUUUGCCAGGAUUUGGUAGACGUUCUAACGCGAGGACAUCUAUCUAGUUGUGAUCACCACUUUCAUUUUGAAUGCAUUGUCGCCUGGGCGAAAGUUACCAAUUUGUGUCCACUAUGCAAGACCAGGUUUAAUUCAGUCACUCGACAAGAUGCGCAUGGUGUACUAAAGCAGCGCGAAGUCAUUGAAGACGUUAAGCAAAUAUACCGACCAGACUCAUCGGAUCAUGACUUGGCUGCUCAAAUGCAGCUAGUCAAUGAAGCAAGAUGUGAGUAUUGUGGCUCAGGAGAGGACGAGCACGUGCUCUUGAUGUGUGAAGUGCCGGGUUGUGGAGUAGCCAAUCACACUUACUGCAUUGGACUGCGCUCGGUGCCAAAUUCAGCGUGGUAUUGUGUAAGACAUUCUACGGUCCAGCAUCGAGCGAGUGAUCAAAUCGUACGACCAGCCACGACUGUAUCCACACGACGUCGCACGCGCCGAUUGGCAAAUUUAAUGUCAAAUGUACUUCGUAGGCGUGGUCCACCAGUAAGGACACGAUCUCAAAGACGUGGUACGCACGAAUUUGUGGCAGUAGGAGAAGAAGAAGAUCAACGACCAGUGCGAGGAAUUGCUGCGGCGUAUGUCAUGCGGAUGUCGCGUGAGCUAUUGCAAGUGCAACGACGAGCUGAUGCCAUGUUCGCACGCGGCGAUUUAGCACAAUCCUCAUUGUAUGGAUGGAGAGAUGGAAGCACACCGAAUGAUGGCCUACAACCCAGUCUUGGUACACGAUCGAAUGCGGUAUUAUCGACAUUGUCCACCAUAAAUCAAACGUGUGAAGAUAAACGUCGCAACAGGAAAAAAGUUGCAGCAGCGGCUAUUGCAACCCGUGACUCUAGUAUGCAUCAGCAAAGUGACUGCGGUCGGUGCAAUCAAAGCAGCACUAAGAUAUCAAGCUCAUUUGCUCCUGAAUACUGUGAAUUGGCCAGAUUAAUGCAAGACGCUGUGAGUAGUGAUGAUUACGCUUUAUCCGUAGCGCUCCUUAUUCCUAAAACUGCGAAAUUGAGGCUCGUUUCAAGAGUUAAAACAUUUUUCAGUCGACUUAAUCAAAAGGAAAAGGUAGCGGCACUUGAACUUGGCUGUCUGUCGGUUCUUCAUGAUUGGAUUCGCGUGCCAACACAAGGAGACAACACACAGUAUUCUCCCAAUCCACAGGUGCUUAAUACUGCUGUCGGUAUUUUAGAGUCGCUUCCUGUUCGCCAAGAAGAUCUAGUGGAGGAAGAUAGCUUGCAGAGUACCAUGGACUGCUUAUCAGAGCUCUCACAUAUCGGUAUCGAAAUACGGCAGCGAAUAAUUGAACUUGGUGAAAAGUGGCGAGACUUGAAUCCUUCUGUGCUGAAUGAGUCCCCUCGACCUCAAUUAGUUAACCAAGCGCCGUCCCCUAUUCAUGUUACGCAUACUCUGCCGGUGAUUGAGGCGUUCACACCCUCGAAACGUCCAACGCUAGCACAGGGAAAGCGAAAACGGAAGCGUGAAGUAUGGUCAGAUACUGUUGUCGACUACGUAAAGGCAAAACUCUAUCCGCUGUAUAAACAGAGCUGCGAAUCAGGUGUGCUGACUCGAGAUCGCUUUAAGGUCAUUGUAAAAGAAGUGGCCUCGCUGUUUUCUCAGGAAGCAGCAUUAAUGCAAUCUGCAGUACUGUUGCCUUCUGGAGAGCUUUCAAAUUUCGCCAAGUCUCGCAUUAAAAAGCUAAUCGACCAAGUGUACAAGACCUCGACGAAUGAUGCUGCUCCUCGUCUGAGUGCUCCAUUACUUAUGCGUGCAGCACCUACAUCAACCUAUUCUGCAGUACCUUCCGUCAACCAUCAUCGGAAAAAAUAA
This is a messenger RNA of Plasmopara halstedii, 1965 nucleotides long. RefSeq lists its product as hypothetical. NCBI's taxonomy places the organism in Eukaryota, Oomycota, Peronosporomycetes, Peronosporales, Peronosporaceae. The transcript has 4 exons. The coding region runs from base 1 to 1965 and encodes 654 amino acids. The record is from RefSeq and is a predicted model, not a curated record.